Molecule: messenger RNA, 3832 nt
Organism: Dermacentor silvarum
Lineage: Eukaryota; Metazoa; Arthropoda; Arachnida; Ixodida; Ixodidae
Product: cytochrome P450 1A1
Exons: 10
Coding region: 1039-2556 (505 amino acids)
Biological process (GO): progesterone metabolic process; hormone biosynthetic process
Molecular function (GO): iron ion binding; heme binding; steroid 17-alpha-monooxygenase activity
Source: RefSeq, a predicted model, not a curated record
AAGAAGUAAAUUUUGCGUUGCUUAGCUCAAGAUCUCAGGUUCAAUUCCGGCCUCGGCGGCCCUAUUCCGAUGGAGGUGGGGUGCAAGACCGCUCAUGUACCGUCCAUUUGGUGCAUGGUAAAGAACCCGAGGUGAUCAAAUGUAAUCCAGUGUGCUUCACUAAAGCGUGCCUCCUAUUCAGAUCGUGGUUCUGGCGCACAAAACUGGAGAAUCAAAUUUUUUAAAGAAAUUCACUUCAGCUUUAUCAAAAGGACCAGGAUUGAACUCAGUGUCACCGGGAAGUAUCAAAAGCAAGGCAAGAUAUAACACUCGGUUCGCAACCAAAAUAAAACGUUUGUUAAGCAGUAUGGCACACUCGCGCUGUGUGCGCAACACCUGACAGAGUGGUAGAAGUGAGCAACGCUACAACUGGUCUAGAAAUUUCAAUUAGACGAAAAUCACCGACCGGAAUUGUACAGACAAACCGAGGUUCACAAGCAUGCGCCUAAACUUAAGCACACGAGUAUUUUCGUUCGUGCUCUUCUGACCUGGAGGUAAAAUACAGCUGGAAGUUGAGUAAUACGGUCUUGCCGGUGGUGCAACGCCGCUCUCAAUAUGCGUUAAGCAGCUGUGACACACGUUCAAGGGCGGGGGCCUCCGUGUCGAACGAGAUAAAAACACAGGCAUCCCCCUCACAUACCGGGGGGUUGCUUUCUAAGCAUAGGGAUCAGCUUUGCAAACCUCAUACGGAGACAGGCGAGCAUGCCUCAAGGUCAAUUCGCUGUUUUCCGACAGCAGUGCAGGGGUGACGCGGCACGCCAGGCCUGUCUGGUGCAUAUCAAUGGAUGCAGGAUUCAUCGGGAGGCGGAGAGAGCCAAUAACUACCACUGCAGUGAUGAUCCAGUGGUGAGAGAUCGCGCUGCCUCUGCUAGCUCCGCAACACGGCAAGCGGCUCCGCGAAAGUUAGGGAUUAUCUUCGGUCUGCCGGAAAAGUGAGCGCCUGCUACCAAACCUCCCUGCUGUCCGCGGGGCCCGCAACAACCUGCAAGCGGGAAGACCAUGGACGACCCCCUCGCGGCAUUCGUCUCCACCUUGCGGGACUGGCGCUGGAUCGCCAUUGCACUGGUCUUCGCCUUCACGUGCCUCGUAAGCCAUUUCUACGAUAGAGUGUCCAAGUACCCAAGAGGACCGUUCCCUGUCCCCGUAUUUGGGAACCUGCUCGCUCUGCGGAAGGCCGAAAAUUUGCACAGCCAGGCGAUCGAGUGGUCCAAGACCUACGGCGACAUAUUUACUCUGUGGGUUUCGCACAAUCCGAUGGUGAUCCUCAACAGCUACGAUGUCAUUCGGGAAGCGUUCGUCAAGCAGAAGCACGUGUUCGCAGGACGAACUCCCUUGAGAAUGCGUGACAUACAGAACCAAGGAAAUCACGAUAUUAUGUUCGAGGAUUACACGCCCUACUGGAAGGCACUUCGAAAAGUGGCAUCCCUGGCUGUGCGGAAAUACGCUGUCACAGGAGCCUUGGAACGACUGUGCACCGACAUCGUCGACGCCUACGUAGACACCUUGACAUUGGAGCCACAAAUUGUUGACUCGAAGAAGUUAUUUUUCUCCAUGCUUUACAAGCUUACAGGAGCAUCAAUCUACGGCGCAAGCCUGAGCGGAGAAGAAAGGGACAUUCUUCGCCUGGAAGAGAUAGACCACGAGUACUACGCAGUUUCUCCAAACGGCCUGCCGAGCGACAUGGCGCCCGUUCUGGGACUCCUGUACCGCCAGAGAGAGAGAAAGAUCGAGGCCCUGUACACUGAGUACCGAGAGAUUGUUCACCGGCUGUUCGCUAAGGCCGAAGAGUCGUACUACGCAGGCAGCAAGGACAACAUCGUGCAUGGCCUGAUUGCCGCUCGGGAGGAGGCCAUCCGAGAGAGGGAAAGUGACGCCGAAUAUCUUACCAAAGAAAACAUGGUGCAGGUUGUCAUGAACUUGUUUGGAGGCGCCACCGACACUUCGGCGUCAGCGCUUCAGUGGUUGUUUCUCAGACUCGCUAAGCACCCCGAGAUUCAGAAGAGAAUUCAGAUGGAAAUAGAAGAUAGCAUCGGAACCAAUUCACCUGUGUACGAAGACCGAGAAAAACUGCCUUUCACAACGGCAUGCAUGCUGGAGACGUUUCGGUGUCAUCCUUUUACACCAAUCGGAAUGCCCCACAAGACGAAUACUGAUACAACAGUCGGCAUGGUAGCCAUACCCAAAGACACGGGCGUGUUGUUCAACGUCUACAGAGUGAACCACGACCCACGCCUCUGGGACGAACCAGAAAAGUUCCGACCUGAUCGCUUUCUGGACCCCGCCACUAGAAGACUGCGUCAGGACGCCGGGCCGCUGCUAAGUUUCGGCCUAGGUGCAAGGUCUUGUCCAGGAGAGAAACUUGCGCACGUGGACAUAUUCUACAUCCUCGUCCGAUUCAUGCAGAGAGUCAGCUGUAGCGCCGUCAACAAUUCCUCACGUGUGGACAUGAAAAGCAUCGGCUCGUCGCUAUUCUUCCUACCCGCUCAACGUGACAUCAUUCUCUCCAGGAGAAACUGAUGCUUGGAGCGCUAUAGUUUCGUGCAGCGUUCAUACUCAGCAGAGUCCAAAGCUGGGGUGUAAAGCGAAGAGCUGCGAUUCAGGCAGUGAAAGUCGUGUUGCAUCGUGUUCAGGUACCUCCGAAAUCAGGGCUGACGUUCUGAUAUAGCUGAAGCUGCCAUGGUCGAGCUGGCGUUGCCGUCAUCUUUGUGUUCAUUUGAAACGCGCUUUAGUGGCGUCAGAGGCGUUGUUUGAGUCGGACCGCGGGCAUUCAGUGGAAACGAUUACGCAAGAUGGGACCUUAAAUUCAAUAGCCGUACUCCAAAGCAGAUUAUUUGCAACAACCUUAUACGUGGCAAGCAAAAGAGUGCUGCACACCCUUUAUCAGGUGCAACCUGUGUAAUAGGUCCAAACUCGCUUUCCUGAUUUUUUUUUCUUUCUGUUUUACCAAGAGCACAACUGAUUUGUGACCUUCUUUAUGCAGGAUAAAACUAAACUUUCUGGCCACUAUUAUGAGAAUAUGAACAUACAAUAAAAAUUCGAAAGCUGUGUUCAAGUUAAUAAUUUGAAACAGAGGUCGGUUCUCAUGAUGUAUAACAUAAGUUAUACUCAUAGAAAGAACUGAGAUAUAUCCCUUUUUCGCUACAUGGUCUAGAUGAACAACUCAGUUUUCCGCCAAUUACGCGCGGUAUAGCGCAUAAAUGUUCAGUAACUUUUCUUACGAAAUGGUUUAGACCGGCUGGUUGGGAUGUUAACGUCGCUCUCAACUUUGUUUCAAGAUUAUCGAUAAAAGUGAGCUCUUCUUGCGUUACGCGCAGCAGUCGCAGAUCAAAAUGUCUGGACAAAUUUGUCUGCUGUUACGCUUUUUUUUUUCUUGUUCUUCAUUAAGUAAGAACGUCACGCAGUAUUUCAAGUCUCAUCUGUCUCCACCUGCAUACGCCUCUCUCAAGGCAAAUCAAGGCUAACCUUACUUUCUUUAAACUUUCAUGUGCUUAUGUAUACGUGUAGUGAAGUGGUGCUGCUUGAGUAGCGCUGCGGUGUUUGACGCAAAAGCUAUGCUCACGCUUCAGAGCUUGGUUUGUGUUCCAAUUCAUGUAUGCCGACAAGAAAAAUGAAUAAAGAAUUGUUUCACUGAAAAAGUGACAGAAAAUGCAUCUUUCAUUAGGUGCCUGUCAAGCGCGUUCAACUUCUAUAGCAUUUUUCGAAGAAACGCCAAACUUUCUUAAUCUAAGCGGUGCUUCCCACCUACGCGGUAGGAAGAAGUAAAACGUUAAUCACGAAGACAUGCUCAGAGUAU